AUGAAUGAACUUAAUGAAUAUGAUGGAUUAAAUUUUAACGAAUAUGAAAACAUGGAUAAUAAUGAAUUUGAUAAAAAGAACGUAACUGGAAAUAAAAGUUAUGAAUUCAACGAAGAUCUCUAUAUACCAACUAGUUUAAAUGAUAACGUUAUGGAAAAUAAUGUUAAUUAUGAUAAUAUUAAUAUUGAUUAUAGUAGUAAUUAUAAAGACCUAGAAAUUGAUAAAAGAGAAAAUCCCGAUAUGAUGAAUAAUAAUAGAUAUGAUAUUAACAAAAAUAAUGACAGUGUAAGUAAAUAUGCAACAUUAGGAAAAGAAAGUAAAAUUUCUAUUGAAAACUCAUAUGAACAAUUUUUUGAAAAUGAAUCAGAAAUAUCCGACACUGAAGAAUCUGUUACUUGGGAAACAGAAAGGUUAAAAAGAAUUGAAGAAAGAAAAGAAUACGAAGAAAAAAAAAAAAAAGAAAUAAAAAAAAAAGCUGCUGAAGAUUUAAAAAAGUGGUAUGAAGAAAUGGCAGUUGUUAUAAAAGAAAACAAACAAAAUUCAAAAAAAAUAUCAGAAGAAAAAAAAGAAGAAAAUAAUGAUAAUAAAAUAUGGCUAAAGGUUUCUCAAUAUCUAGAUUUAGAGAAAGGCGAAUAUUUUAAAGAGAAUAGCAGAAUGAAACAAGUUUUGCUAAAAUUGCUAAAGGAGGAAGAAGCAGCGUCAUAA
Molecule: messenger RNA, 705 nt
Organism: Plasmodium berghei ANKA
Lineage: Eukaryota; Apicomplexa; Aconoidasida; Haemosporida; Plasmodiidae
Product: clathrin light chain, putative
Exons: 1
Coding region: 1-705 (234 amino acids)
Biological process (GO): vesicle-mediated transport; intracellular protein transport
Cellular component (GO): clathrin coat of trans-Golgi network vesicle; clathrin coat of coated pit
Molecular function (GO): structural molecule activity
Source: RefSeq, a predicted model, not a curated record